CACGUUGCACGUCAGGAAACGUCACCCGGCUGGAGCACCCUGGGAUGUGUAGUGCUCUUGGGCGACGUCAUCUUGCUUUACCUGAGGAGAGGUUUGGGCCCGGACUACAAGUCCCGGCAGACAGUUCGUCCCUCUGGUAGCUAUUGAAGCCGGCUCCUGUGAGCAGAGCAGUCUCCGAGAAGUCAGCAUGUCCGGGAAGGUAAAGGUUCGGGCGGCCGCCAAUGCGGACUCUAUGGUCGGGGCCGUGUCUGUGAAUGAGAGGAUCCUGAGAGACUGCCAUAACCUGUACACCGACCCGGAGAACGGGCUCAUCGCUCUCGCCUCUCACCUCGGCCUCACGUUCUUACCUCCGAGGAAGAAGAUCACGGUGAUGUUAAUGGGGAACCACUCCGCCGGGAAGAGCAGCUUCAUCAACUGGUACAUAGAGGAGCACAUACAGCGCACCGGCGUCGCCAUAGAAACUCAAGGCUUCGCGUUCAUUACAAGCGGCCGCAAGAGAGAGUCUCUGACGGGCGAUGCCACCCUUCACCUUUACCCUCACUUCAAGCCGCUGCAGACCUUCCAAGGUGUGUCCGAAUACCUGUGCACCGAGAUCUCCACCUCACGGCAGAAGAAGUUUAGUCUCGUGACCUUCGUGGACACCCCGGGCCUGGUGGAUGGCGACAUGAAGUAUCCCUUUAAUGUAAAUGGGGCCCUCCUGUGGCUAGGGGAGCUCUGCGACCUGGUGCUGGUUUUCUUCGACCCGAUGGGUCAGGCGCUGUGUAAACGCACCCUGGAUAUCGUGGAGAAGCUCAACGAAAGCCACGGAGACAAACUGCGCUUCUACCUGAGCAAAGCGGACGAGGCCGGAAGUGAGAGUGACCGCCAGAGAGUUCUGAUGCAGAUUGUCCAAGAGUUGUGUAAGAGGCCCGGGCUGAACAAGUGUGGGUUUGACAUGCCGACCAUCUACAUCCAGAACCCCAAUAAGCCGAGUCGCUGCGUCAAUCAGAUUGAAGAUGUUUGUAAAGCUAUUGAGAAAACCAUCACCCAGACGUUGCAGACCACACUCAACACUCUCGGGAGAGACUGCCAGAGACUGAGCGAGAGCAUCGAGAGCAAACUACAGGAGGAUGAUGACACCGUGUGGAGUAACAGACGUGCCCGUGUCCGUGGCUGUCUCUUUGGGCUGACAGCCUGCCUGCUUCCGGUCUUCCUCUUCGCCUCCAUAUUGUUUGGUGCCAUCCCCCGCAGCUUCUGGCUGAGUCUUCUCGGGUUGUCAGGGGUGGAGACCCUCGAGAUCUACCUGUCUCCCCUGCAGACCCUGUGGUCGAUGGUCCCGGAGGACUACGUGCUCUACACCUUCCUGGGGCUGCUGCUCCUCAGCCUGAUCUUCCUGUUCGUGGCCCAGAGAUGUUUCAGAACCCGUGAGACUCUUACCAAGAAAGAAAGACGCUAUCUGAUGGACCGCCGCUGCUAUGUCACCGAGGUCGUGGAGCACAAGAGGAAGCAGCUGUACGAGGAUUACCUGAAGCAGAGCGUGGGCGAACACGACAUGAUCUGAGGAGCCCCUGCUUUAACCCCUACCAUGCCACGGGGGACAAACACAAAACACUAUCAGCCGCAGUAACCCCCACAAUCCCUGCUCCGAUCAUGUCACCCAGCACUGGCCGCCAUACUGGCCACUGAGGAGUUUACAGUAUUGUCCUGAAGGCAAAUCCUCUCACCAGCAAUAACUAUUGAUCAGGACGUCUCUCCUUCCUCUUUAAUUACAAAUCACGGACGGGGAUGCAUUUUUUAAUACUAACUGCACCCCUCCCACCCUCCAUGUCUGGACCUGUCUGCCUGCGUGACCGAUUAGAGCAAGAAGUUACCCCCCCCCCCCAGGAUAGAUUUACAUCUGCAUCACCCAUCGGUGUCCUGCAGGGGUUAGAGCCCCCCAAAAUGUACGAGGCUUUGCAGUGCCAGAAACUGCUAGAUGUAAUAUGUAUAAUCCAGAUGUAGCAGAGCUGAGUGUUACAUAGGACUGCAGGUGACAUCUACUACAUUAUCUUUUCACUGUACAUAUUCAGCUCUGCUACAUCUGUGUACCGUAUAGUUUGCUGUAUCAUGUGUCGAUUUAUACUCCCUUGAUGCUUGGCUCCUGUAGACGGAUCAUGGUGCUCUUACAUAAGCUGAGGAACGGCGCCGGACUCUGUUUUUUGCGCUUUGUUCGGUGCCUUUUUUUUAUUGUUACAAAUGUGAACUGUGACUGGGAUUCUUACACUGCCAGUAUCGAGCAGCAGGGGGCGCUCGCUCUGCACUCCAUGUUACAUCCCCCUCCCCCCAUCUGAUCUCAUCCAUAUUCUUCCAUUUUUGUACAAGAGAAUAAAUAAGUUA
Molecule: messenger RNA, 2355 nt
Organism: Bufo bufo (common toad)
Lineage: Eukaryota; Metazoa; Chordata; Amphibia; Anura; Bufonidae
Exons: 12
Coding region: 188-1540 (450 amino acids)
Molecular function (GO): GTPase activity
Source: RefSeq, a predicted model, not a curated record